This is a messenger RNA of Scleropages formosus (Asian bonytongue), 3682 nucleotides long. It is a transcript of the gene usp49, whose product is annotated as ubiquitin specific peptidase 49. Gene Ontology annotation, biological process: protein deubiquitination. Gene Ontology annotation, molecular function: cysteine-type deubiquitinase activity; zinc ion binding. Lineage: Eukaryota; Metazoa; Chordata; Actinopteri; Osteoglossiformes; Osteoglossidae. The transcript is spliced from 7 exons. The record is from RefSeq and is a predicted model, not a curated record. The coding region runs from base 695 to 2764 and encodes 689 amino acids.
ACUAGUUCGGUUGUCUCGGGGACGGUGACAGCUCGCGCGUGUAGGCGAUGGCGGUAAAUAAAACCGUGCACAAAAAAUAAAAGAUGAAUUUAUAUUUCGCAAAGACGGAUGCAGCGCGCGGCCGUCGGCGUCGCUAACGUGUGCCGCCGCCGCGAGGGUGGCGCGAGCGCAGCCCCGGGUAAAGUUCUGAGUGGUCUUCUCCGGCUUCUUUUGAGAAUCGGUGACUUUAAUCCGGGGGUUGACCUCCCGUUGUUUUGUUCAAAGAUUAAUGUAAAAGUUGAUUACUGAGGUGUUUUCGAAAACGCCGCGGCUGUUCGCGGGUCGCGGCCCUUCUGCCCGCGCGCUCCACUUGACGAGCCGGAGUUGGCGAGCGGGUUGUCGCGCGGAGUUGACCUGCGCUCGCGCUGCGCUCUUUGUUCUGUUUUCGCGGUGCUCACUCGGGCAGCCCUGCUCUGCCGAAGUCGCCGCCGAGCCCGUGUGCCCUAAACAUGCAUUGUUUCCUCAGUGCGGCGGUUGCCAUGUUCCCGUGGACCUGAGGCGCACGUGACGGAGACGCGGCUCCGCCGAAGCGAAGGAUUGCCAUGUUCGCAGUGUCCCUCCUUUCCCAGAACGCACAAAAGUCCUUCGCGCUUGUGAGCCUUUGCCGGGUGCAGAGGCACAUGUCCUGAUACAGAGCACAUGUGCAUGCAUAGCCAUGGACCGGUGUAAGCAUGUGGGACGCCUCCGCUUGGCGCAGGACCACUCCAUUCUCAACCCGCAGAAGUGGCACUGCGUGGACUGCGGCACGACAGAGUCGGUGUGGGCGUGCCUCAAGUGUUCGCACGUGGCCUGCGGUCGCUACAUGGAGGAGCACGCCCUCAACCACUUCCAGGAGUCUCGCCACCCCUUAGCCAUGGAGGUCCGCGAGUUGGAUGUCUUCUGCCACGCCUGCGGGGACUACGUGCUGAACGACAAUGCCGAGGGCGACCUCAAACUCCUGCGGGCCGCUCUGUCAACCGUUCGGGGAAGCCCUGGCCGGCGUGCGUUGCGGUCCCAGACUUGCGCGGGCGACUCCCCUCUGCGAGGAUCUGAAGGUGGCAGGGGUGACGGAGGCGUGCGACCGACCAUGCAGACGGCCCUUCGGCACAGGCGGCGGGUGCUGCUGGCGAGGGUGUUGCGCAUGUGGCGCGGCCGUCGGCGAGAGAAGCAGCAGCAGCGGGAGCAGGAGCUGGAGCAGCACAAGGAGGAGCUGCGGCGGCGGCGGCAAGAGGUGAAGCGCAGGCUCCUGGAGGAGUUGGCCAACGUGCCGCCCAGGAAGAGUGCGCGGUUGCUCACCCAGGUACCCCGUCGCACUGCGCUCAUCCCGCGCAAGUUUCGCGACCCUCCGGAGCGAGUGUCCCAACCGCAUGCGCCGCCCCUUCUGGGAUUUCCUCACAAGCCUCUCGGCAACGGCGGCUCCGGAAGGUUCCGCCAGCAGUACUCGCCAGGCGUGGUGGCGCAACGCAAGGUGGCGCCGGGCGUCACUGGGUUGCGCAACUUGGGGAACACUUGCUAUAUGAACUCCAUCCUCCAGGUGCUGAGCCAUUUGCAGAAGUUCCGGGAGUGCUUCCUCACUCUGGACCUGUGUGAGACGGAGGAGCUCCUGGCCAAGACGAGACGCACGCAGGGGACGAGGGUGGUGUCGGGCAGCCUGGUGAACAGCAAUGCGAUGCCUAGGGGUGGUCUUGGCCGCAUGGACAAGCUGGGGAACGGGGGUCUGUCUGUGAGUGGCAAGCAGGGCCCCAAGCCCAGUCUGAAUGCGGCAGAGCUGAUCCAACCGAAGGAGCCGCGUUCCUCCGCACGCCAUCAGAUGUCCUUGUGCCACGAGCUGCACACCCUGUUCCGUGUCAUGUGGUCUGGCCGCUGGUCGCUAGUGUCCCCCUUCGCCAUGCUGCACUCUGUGUGGAACCUCAUCCCGUCUUUCCGAGGGUACAACCAGCAAGACGCCCAAGAGUUCCUGUGUGAGCUGCUGGACAAGGUGCAGCAGGAGCUGGAGUCGGAGGGCACCAGGCGCAAGAUUGUUCUCCCCAUCUCGCAGAGGAGGUUGACGAAACAGGUGCUCAAGGUGCUCAACACCAUCUUCCACGGACAGUUGCUGAGCCAGGUGACGUGCUUGUCCUGUAACUACAAAUCGAACACGGUGGAGCCGUUCUGGGACUUGUCUCUGGAGUUCCCAGAGCGCUACCACAGCGUAAGCAAGUCAACCAGCACUUUGGCCUGCCGCCGCAGCUGCUCACUCACUGAGAUGCUGGCCAAGUUCACAGAGACAGAGGCUCUGGAAGGGAGGAUCUACGCCUGUAACCACUGCAAUAGGAAAAGGCGCAAAACUUCCCAUAAACCCCUCGUUCUCACGGAAGCAUGUAAGCAACUUCUCAUCUAUCGGUUACCUCAGGUCCUACGGCUGCACCUCAAACGAUUCCGGUGGUCUGGACGCAACCACAGGGAGAAGAUUGGGGUUCAUGUAGCGUUUGACCAAGUCCUGAACAUAGAGCCCUACUGCUGCUCGGACUCCUCCUCCUCCCAGCUGAGGAAGGGCCUCGCUUAUGACCUUUCUGCUGUAGUCAUGCAUCAUGGCAAGGGAUUUGGCUCAGGGCACUACACUGCCUACUGCUACAACACUGAAGGUGGCUUCUGGGUUCACUGUAAUGACUCGGAGAUGAAGGUGUGCAGCGUAGAGGAGGUAUGCAACACUCAGGCCUACAUCCUGUUCUACACUCAGAGAUCUGCCCAGAGCAGCGUGGCCUAAUCCCCAGGCCUUCACUCCGCUCCACUCCAGCACGUAACCACGUGGACACAGGCUUGCUGCUGGGUUGUGGUGUGGAACGGGUGGGGAGUUUCCACAGUUUACAGGCAGGCUGGGACAAUUGAAGGAGGGAGGUCGGGGCGGCGAAGCACUCGAGCCAACUGGUAGUCGUCUGUCACAGAUCAGCAGUGACAGGAAGUGCCUAGGGCCUAAAUGGCAGUUUCAGUCAGGGGAGAGUGCAUGUAGGUUGCUUCAAGGUUUUCUCACUCUGAAGUGGGAGAAAAGGAGGGAGCAGAGUUUGCUUUGUUUAAGGACUGUGUGAGGCUGGUGAUAAACUCAAAUCAGGAAUUCUGCAAUUUUGUACUGGAAUGUUUUCUACACUGCUGUUUUUCUCCCCAAUUUUUUUGGAAUCCUAAACACGGUCUUUGCAGACUGAAGCGGUUUCGAUUGCUGUUGUUGAUAUAGAAAAGAGAACUUUCUUCAUGACUGUAAGUUAUAGAGAAGUCCUGUGGCUAUGAAUGUCCUGCUACUGGGAAGCUGCAGCAGUGGCAGUUCUGCCCCACGGGCUUGACGGAGCUCCGCUGAGCGGCUGGCUGCUGGCUUCUAGCCCUCAUUCUGUGCAGUAGGAGCUCUGUGUGGCCUGUGAUGUUGCUGAAAGGAAAAAAAUAAACGCGUAAAUAAACAUUUUGUCAGUUGUGUUGCAUAUUUCUGGUGUCUUCGGUUUGAGUGGUACGAAUUAGCGUUUUUGAAGCUGGGAAACGGCGAAACGGACGAAUUUUAGUACCGCCGUAAUUAGAUGUAUUUAUUCUUCGCAUGGCACGUAGAUUGAGAGAUGCAAAUGGAAAAUGGGACCAAUUAACAUGCGCAACUCAAGGAGAGUAGCGUGUGCCUUUUACCCCCCAGCACAGGUCAACUGUCACU